Molecule: messenger RNA, 474 nt
Organism: Spirodela intermedia
Lineage: Eukaryota; Viridiplantae; Streptophyta; Magnoliopsida; Alismatales; Araceae
Source: the annotation of a GenBank genome assembly
AUGAAGUACAACCCGCGCGUGUCGAGCUCCCGGAGGAAGAGCCGGAAGGCUCACUUCACCGCGCCGUCGUCGGUGCGGCGUGUUCUGAUGAGCGCCCCCCUCUCGACGGACCUCCGCAACAAGUACAACGUCCGGUCGGUGCCGGUGCGCAAGGACGACGAGGUGCAGGUGGUGAGGGGAACCUACAAGGGCCGCGAGGGCAAGGUCGUCCAGGUCUACCGCCGCCGAUGGGUCAUCCACGUCGAGCGUAUCACCCGUGAGAAAGUCAAUGGCUCCACUGUCAACGUCGGUAUCAACCCCUCCAAGGUUAUCGUCACUAAGCUCAAGCUAGACAAGGAUCGCAAGGCCCUCCUCGAACGCAAGGCGAAGGGCCGGGCAACUGCCACCGACAAGGCCAAGGGUAAGUUCUCCGCUGAGGAUGUCGCCGCUGCUGGUGCAGGUGCUGCCGCCCCAUCCCUUGGCGAGAUCGAUUAA